This is a messenger RNA of Neurospora tetrasperma FGSC 2508, 1515 nucleotides long. RefSeq lists its product as uncharacterized. The transcript is spliced from 2 exons. Bases 1 to 1515 code for a protein of 504 amino acids. Gene Ontology annotation, cellular component: nucleus; chromosome, centromeric region. The record is from RefSeq and is a predicted model, not a curated record. Gene Ontology annotation, biological process: mitotic sister chromatid segregation; mitotic cell cycle; protein localization to kinetochore. Lineage: Eukaryota; Fungi; Ascomycota; Sordariomycetes; Sordariales; Sordariaceae.
AUGGCCACAACAACAGAUACCGAGCUCCUAACAGAGCACUUUGGCUAUCCCCCAGUCAGCUUACUCGACGACAUAAUCAACAGCAUCAACAUCCUCGCCGAGCGCGCCCUCAACAGCGUCGAACAAGGCCUCCUCAAUGCGCCCCCCGCCUCUCUCGGUUUCCGCCCACCUACCCAUGCUUCUACCACCAAACCGGGCAAGAAGCCCAAAAAGGGCGAAGAGGGUCUUCCCAACGCCGAGGAAGCCCAUCGACACGAGAUCGAAAACGGCACGCACCAGCUCGAGACCUUACUCUGCGCCAGCAUCGACCGUAACUUUGACAAGUUCGAAAUCUACGUUAUGCGCAAUAUCUUGUGCGUGAGGCCGGAAGACCGCGAUUGGAUACGGUUGGGGCAUUACGAGGGGUUGGAUUUCUCCUCCCCCCAAAAGGAAGGACAAAAGGAAGGAGGAGACGAAAGACCAACACUCGAAACCGUCACCCGCCUGCGUAGACGCUUGCAAGCAUCGCAGAAGCUCAACGUCAUGCUCCACGCCGAAAAGGCUCGCAAUGCCGCAUUGCUAUCUGAAGUCCGUCGUCUCAUCGGCUCUCCCAAACAAGUCAAAUCCGAGCGUUCCCAACCACCAUUAGCACAAACUCAAAACGGCAACGACAACAACAACACCGAUACAGAAAUGACCGACGCCCCUCCUCCUCCUUCUUCCUCUACCUCUACCACAAUCCCAACAGACAGCACAAGCCCAAGCAAACCCCCCUUUGGCUUCCUAACCCAAACCUCCCUCCUCUCCACCUCGGACGCCUCCACCCCUCUCACCACCACCACGGCAUUCACUCUCUCCCAACUCGACGCUCUCCGCUCGCUCUCUACUUCUCUCCGCUCGCUCCUCCCUGCUCUUUCUCAACCAGUGGCAGCAGCACCAGAACCAGAACCAGCAUCAACAGAAUCUUCCGAACCUGACGACGACAAGAAAAAGAAACCCUGGCGUCUGCAGAGACUAGAAUACAUCGAAACUGCCACGCGGAAACAUCUGGAGCAGGUUCGGGGUCUGGAGCUGGGAGUCAACGGGGAGCUAAGGGAUGGAGGGCUCGGGGGGGAGGAACAGUCGACUACAGGGGAUUUGAUGGUGGUGGUGGAGAAUGGUGGAGAUGGUGAUGGUGAAGGGGCGAGGAGGACAACAAAGAGGAGGAGGGUGGAGAGGGAGGAGGUGGAAGCGUUGGAGGGGGUUUUGGGGAGUUUGGGAGGAGGGGGCCAUGAUGGUAGUAGUAAUGAGGCGGGCGGGGAGGGAGGAGAAGGGGGACAGGGACAGGAGCAGGAGCAGGAGCAGGGACAGGGACAGGAGCAGGAGCAGAAGGAGCAGAGGCAAGAAGAGGGACAAACACAAGCACAGUCAGAGGGGAGUCAGAGAGAGGGAGGAGAAGGGGAAACGGAAACAAAAACACCGAGGCAAAGAGGGCGGAGCGCAGAGAGAGCAAAAGAUCAGGGGAAUGGUGAGGAGGGGCAGAUGGAUGAGUCUUAG